AUGCGCAUAGUCCGCUUGAAUGGUGAUCUGCUGCUGAAGGCAGUUAACGAGAUCGUGAAGGUUACAGAGCAUCAAGGCGUCCCAUGGGCCAGAUUUACGGAACUGAACCGAAUACUCAAAGGCUUUCGCCCUAAUGAGAUGACCGUAUUGUCUGGUCACACAGGGGUCGGAAAAACCACAUUCCUUUGUGAAUACUCACUGGAUCUUGCGGAACAAGGCGUGGCCACUCUGUGGGGAAGCUUCGAAAUGCCAUUGCGGAAGAUUUGCCGAACCCUUAUACACCAAUACGCAGGAGAAAAUCUCUCCAUCGCCUCACCUUUGCGCGUGGCCCAGUGGGCUUCCAUGUUCAGCGAGUCAGUCCCCAUGUGCUUCAUGAAUUAUCACGGAUCACAACCAGAGACUGAAGUGUUCAAAGCCAUGGAAGAAGGUAUACACAAUUUCGGAGUCGAGCACAUCUUGAUCGAUAACUUGCAAUUCCUUUUGGGAGCCGGUGGAUACCAGUUUGAGGAAAGGUUCCAUCGACAAGAUCGUUUUGUGCAGAAACUCCGAAACUUCGCCAGUCAGAACAAAGUUCAUCUGACCAUUGAAGAUUCUGAUCGCAAAUUAACCAUAUCCAGUCUUUAUGGUGGUGGAAAGCUGAGUCAAGAAGCCGAUAACAUACUACUCAUUCAAACGGAAACUGAAACGGCCUAUCCAAAGAAAUACCUGCAGGUCUGUGGUUCGAACCCGACCUCUGCCUCUCGACUUCCCCUGUCUAGGCUUGGGAAACGUGGCAGUAUCCCAGCCCUCGUGCUUCCUUCGGAUGGCAUGGCAGCUAGUCAUCGAACAGGUAAUGACAAACGAUCAGUUGUCAAAAAUCGUUAUGAUGGAACCAUGGGCAGUCUGGAUCUGUUGUUUCACAAAGAUCGUCUCUCCUUUCGACCGCGAGCCAAGGAACUCGUAGUCCAGGCGACCGCGCAUGACAUAUUUUCCGUAUUCACGGGGCUUACGGGGAUCGCCAUCAUCGACAGCAAAACGUCAGUGUUCAAUAUUGACGCUUCGAUGCCGUACAACCAUAAUUUAUUUGAAAGCCUUAUUAAUAAAAGUGGACAGGGGCGGGUCUUAGUGCUACCUUACUACAAUCAUUCCAAGGGGGUUGCACCUCCAGACGCUGAAGAGAAACUGCCAGCAAGAACGCCAUUGAAAUCAUUUAACAGCAGCAUCUCCAAUCACGCAGACCCCGUCCUGAAAGGCGAGUCGUACAGACGGCACGCAGACUUUUCCGUAAAAAAUCGUCCAGCUGUAGCAACCUUUCGGUGCGUAGCUGCCAAAGGAAGUACGAGGGCUGGGAUACUACCAGGUGACCCAAGCCUAGACAGGGGAAGUCGAGAUGCAGAGGUCGAGUUCGAACCACGGACCUUCCGGUCAGCAAAUCCGCUCUCUAACCACUUGCAUGAUAUCAGUGCUCAACACCAAUGCUUCACUGCCGUACAGCCAUGA
Molecule: messenger RNA, 1479 nt
Organism: Opisthorchis viverrini
Lineage: Eukaryota; Metazoa; Platyhelminthes; Trematoda; Opisthorchiida; Opisthorchiidae
Exons: 11
Coding region: 1-1479 (492 amino acids)
Biological process (GO): mitochondrial DNA replication
Cellular component (GO): mitochondrion
Molecular function (GO): single-stranded DNA binding; ATP binding; 5'-3' DNA helicase activity
Source: RefSeq, a predicted model, not a curated record